Raphanus sativus (radish) is the source of this 1718-nucleotide messenger RNA. RefSeq lists its product as uncharacterized. Lineage: Eukaryota; Viridiplantae; Streptophyta; Magnoliopsida; Brassicales; Brassicaceae. The coding region runs from base 880 to 1512 and encodes 210 amino acids. The record is from RefSeq and is a predicted model, not a curated record. The transcript is spliced from 2 exons. Gene Ontology annotation, molecular function: protein binding.
CUUUUUUUUUUUGACAAAAUCACCUUCACAUCUUGCUCUGCUAUUAAUUGAAUCUCAUCGUUUGGUUGUAGGUUCUUUAGUCGCUUCAGUCCUUAGAGCCUUAGUUACUUCUGAUUCGUGAGAGAAAAGCAAGAAAAGAAAUCGAAAAUAAUUUAAUCUGGUUUGAAAAUGAGCAUACUUUUCUCAAGCAGUAAUGUUAGGCCAAGAAGUCAUGUUCUAGUUGAACAACUCGAGAAAAUAGCUUUGGAGUUGCUUUAGGAGCAAACCAAAGACACUUAUGUUCUGUCUGUUAUUGAAGUUGUUACUUAAAUAAUUGAGUAAACGCAAGACAUGGAAAAUGCAUUUUUUUUUUGGUUUCAAUUCCAUCAAAUUAUUCUUCCAAAUCCCAUAUUCGGUCCCAGAAUCCAACUCUUAAAAUAUGAUUAAUUUAUAUUUUUCUUAUACUAAAUAAUUAGGAGAGAGAGUGACACGAGUCACUCCACUACCAAAGCUUUUUUUAUUUUUAUUUUUCCUUUGUUUGUCUUCUAUUCGAUUCCGCUUAGAAAAGUUUCGUGUUGGGUUUGGUUUCGAUCGAUUCUUGAAAUCAGUUCUGGUGGAAAAAAAAUCCCAGUUUAAAAAGUGAACACAUCUCUAUCUAUAUAUCUCUAAAGCUAUAUCUUCUUGUUGCCAUUAACGAGCUGGGUUUGCUCCAUAACAGUGAUUCUGCCAUCUUCAGAUUUCACUUUAUAAGGUUUUUCUUUGCAACUUUGCAGCGCCAGUAAAGAUGUUGAAAACAAUCUGUUGGAUUCAUCUAACGUGGACAUUGCUAGCAAUUCUACUACGAGUAUAGAAGCUGUUUCUACUAGCCGAGGCCAUGGUUUGGCUUCACCAGAAGAGCUUAUGAAGAUAUACAACACUAUCUCACACAACGAAUGUGCUCUUGUCUUCCGGAGACGGCUUGAUAGUCAGAAAAGGGCAAGGUACAAGAAACUGGUCAGGAGGCAUAUGGACUUAGACACUAUAAAAUCAAGAAUCAACGGUCGUUCGAUAUCUUCAGCUAAAGAGCUUUUCAUGGACUUUCUUCUGGUGGCUAACAAUGCAGCCAUUUUUUACUCUAAGAACACUCGUGAGCACAAAUCCGCUGUCUCCCUCAGAGACAUUGCCACCAAGUCUCUACGACACUAUUUGACACAAGACCAUCAUCCUCCUCCUAACAUUACUACAAGCACCAAGGUUUCUGUUCCCGCUUUGACAUCUAAAUCUCCUUGUGUCCGAACCAGCGUGGGAGUUAAAAAACCAAGAACGGGGGCACACGCUCUUAAGAAGGUUGAGCAGGAUUUGGUGAAGACGACUUCAAGUGGUGGUAAAAAAAGGCUUAUACCAGAUUCACCACCAGUUGCUGCUGUGAAAUCCUCAGCGGCGGGUAAGAAAGUUACGGCGGUAGAGAGGAGAAGAAGAGAUGGUAAUAAACAAGUGAGCCGUGGACUUGAUUCUCCUGCAUUGACAGGGAGAAAGCGGAGUAGGGUGAGAUGAUUUUGUUUCGUUUUGAAGUGUUUGUUUCUUCGUAUGUUGUUGGUAGUUAGGCAGAAGAAAGCCUUUAUUUUUAUCUUUGUAGUUUUUAUAUGUGGGUCAGUUUGAUCUGCAGACAGAUAUAUACCCUCUGAUCACUGGUGAAACUAAUAACACCACCUAACUGUUUAUAUAAAAUGUUACAUCUCAUACGUAAUCUUCUCGUUAAA